Messenger RNA from Sphaeramia orbicularis (orbiculate cardinalfish), 4803 nucleotides. RefSeq names its product Ets2 repressor factor (gene erf). NCBI's taxonomy places the organism in Eukaryota, Metazoa, Chordata, Actinopteri, Kurtiformes, Apogonidae. Gene Ontology annotation, molecular function: sequence-specific DNA binding; DNA-binding transcription factor activity, RNA polymerase II-specific. The record is from RefSeq and is a predicted model, not a curated record. The transcript is spliced from 5 exons. Gene Ontology annotation, cellular component: nucleus. Bases 111 to 2015 code for a protein of 634 amino acids. Gene Ontology annotation, biological process: regulation of transcription by RNA polymerase II; cell differentiation.
CGGCUAACUUCGCUAGCUAACUUGGCUAACUAGCUAGCUAACUAAAGUGUAAAGUUACCAGUCGACGGGGGAAAAGUGACUGAAGCGACCGGCCCAAGAAGACAACAAAGAUGAAAACCCCGGCAGACACGGGGUUCGCCUUCCCAGAGUGGGCCUACAAGCCAGAGUCGAGCCCAGGCUCCAGGCAGAUCCAGCUGUGGCACUUCAUCCUGGAGCUGCUGAGGAAAGAGGAGUAUCACGAUGUCAUCGCCUGGCAGGGCGACUACGGCGAGUUCGUCAUUAAGGAUCCGGACGAGGUGGCCCGCUUAUGGGGGGCCAGGAAGUGCAAGCCCCAGAUGAACUACGACAAGCUCAGCCGAGCCCUAAGAUACUAUUACAACAAGAGGAUCCUCCACAAGACCAAAGGCAAGAGAUUCACCUACAAGUUCAACUUCAACAAACUAGUGCUGGUCAACUACCCGUUCAUCGACAUGGGCUCUGGUCGAGGGGUCCCUCAGAGCGCCCCCCCUGUACCAACUGGAGGCACCCACUUCCGUUUCCCCCCCUCCACCCCCUCAGAGGUGCUGUCAUCCAGCGAGGAGCUGCGUAGUCCUGGUAUGUUCAGCAGCGUCGCUCGCCGAAUGGCCCGCGGCUCCGUCAGCGACUGCAGCGACGGCACCUCCACCAACUCGGAGCUGGAGGAGGCGGUGGGGGCUGAGGAGCGCGCCGUGGGGCCUGACCGCGCCUUCAGGGGUCUGCUCCCUCCUCGUCUGCCUCACGAAUCUCUGUUCAGGGUGUACGGUGGGGGGCCCACCCCAGCGGGGCUCCCCAGACCGGCUCCCAGGGUCCACCCCGAACCCCUGUCUCCGUUCCCCGUCUCCCCACUGCCGGGCCCCGGGGGUCUGCUAGCCCCGACUCUGUCCCCAGCUCUGUCCAUGACCCCCACCCCCCAUCUGCCCUUCACCCCCUCCCCCUCUCUGUCCUCCCCCAUGAUGGGCUCACACUUCUCCUUCAACCCGGAGGACAUGAAGCACUACCUUCAGGCCCACACCCAGUCCGUCUACAACUACCACCUCAGCCCCCGGGCCUUCCUCCACUACCCCAACAUCGUCAUCCCCCAGCCCCACCGCCCCACCCCGGAGAAGCCAGCCGCCCACCACCUCCACGGCCCGCCCCUGCCGCUCUCUCAUUCGCUGAGCCAGCAGCCGGGAGGCGGGGACGAGGGGCAUCAGCACCCGUCGCCGUUCAAGUUCAAGCUGCAGCCGCCGCCUCUCGGCCGGAAACAGAGAGACACAGGAAGUUCAGUGGCCGCUUCCUCCUCCGGCCAAUCCAACGCAUUCACAGGGUCCGCUCCCAUAAACAGCUCUGCUCUGUCUGUGGGGCCCCCCAAGAUCAAGGUGGAGCCGAUAUCCGACAUCGAGUCAGAGGAAGAGGUGGAGGUGACUGACAUCAGCGAGGAGGAUGAGAUCAACCAUGACGAGGAUGACGAAGGCGACAUCUUCACCCCGCUGGCUCGUCACCAUCAGCUCAACAACCACCACCACCACCGGGCCAACGGACGCGGCACCAGCCCGUCCGCUCCGCUUCCUCCGCACAUCAACCCCGAUGAAGAUCCAGACGACGACGAGGAGGUUUUCAAAACUCCCGCCACUCCUCCUCUGGGCGGAGCCAACAUGCCCUUCCCUCUGAUCAACCUGAAGACGGAGCCGGGUCAGGGCCAGACGGCUCCCAUCAGCCCCGGGGGCACGCGCUGCAUCCCGCUCAAACUCCGCUUCAAACGCCGCUGGAGCGAAGACCAGAAGAUGGAGGCGGACGGAGAGAGGGAGGAGGCGGAGGACAAGAAAGUGAAGGCCGAGGGAGAGGAGGAGGCGGAGGGGAAGAGAGGGGGAGAGGUGGAGAAUGGGGGAGGAAGAGGAGGAGGAGGAGGGGGUGUUAUUUUGGGGCUGAUGCUGCCGCCGCCUCCCACCCAACGCAGAGCGAGUUCGGAGCUGCAGAGGGCCACGGCACAGCUGUCUCUGGAAAACACCGGCUGCUGAGCCUCACACACACACACACACACACACACACACACAGGGUCUGCUGACGUACACAACACAAACACACACCUCUGGCAUCAUGUCCACGAAUUUAGUUUCGUGUAGACCAUAAUGCAUUGUGGGUUCUUGCUGGCAGUAGUGACUGGAGCUGCUUUAAAAAUGAAGACGAGGACAUUGUUUUUGCUCUGGUUUAAUGCUUUUUUAAAAAUGAUCCAAUGCUAUAUUAUAUCCUGAUCUGUUUAUCGAUACGAUUUAUUAUCUCUGAAUGUAGAAACAGAUCAACUAUACCUGUCUGGUGCUAAUUUUAUCGAAACAUCAGAUAUUUCCCAUCACUAAUAGUCAUGCAGCUUGGCUUGGACGCCGUUGGUAUUUGUGUCAAAUAAUCAUUUUCGAGUUCUGUCAUGUCAUCGUUGUUUCUGACAUGAAGUCACCAUUUCCUCUCGACAAUGACUGUUUCUCUUUGCAAAAAUUUCCACCAGUGUAGACAUGAGUUUGAUGUCAUUGUUUUGCAAUCCAACAAUUGAUGCAGCUGAAAGAACGCGAUUAUCUCAGAGCCAUAUGAUUUAUGACGGACCCACUUCUCAUUUCCCGUCCCUACACAAGUAUUUUGAAUUAUUCUGAUAAUUAAAGGGGCUUUUUGGCACCUUUUUCCCCUAAUUUAUGCAACAGUAAAAUAUUUUCUGAUGAGAUGAUGCAGUAAAGCAGAAGCUGAGAGUGUUACUAACUCUGCAGUCACUACUAUCAGCACGUAGCUACAAGCUUUGAGACGUAUGUAAAGUCCUGAAACAUACAUGUGCCUGUGUAGCCUCUAAUGUACUGCAAGGCAAACACACCUUUACGGCCCUGAACCAGCAGAAGGUGUGUGUCUGAUGUGACUUAAAACACUAAAACAAAACCAAACUUCAUCUGAAUCUCGACUCGUUUCCCUCCUGUUGAGUCCUGCGGUGACCGAGUCUCUCUUAAUACACUUUGGGAUUUUGCACACUGCCUUUUUCCGAAGCCUCUGAGAUCGCCUCACAUCACACAACGUGCCCCGGAAACAUGUUUUUAACCAGACCGGCCAUCAGACUUGACUUGUAUUUGUAACUCAACUUGAUUCAGUCGUUGUGAAGAGCUCCAAGUCUUGUACAGCGGGUGUGUCCGGCGGCGCGUGGCUCCCAUCGAAACAUGACUAUACACUUUGAACGGCCCUGAUAGAGAUUACAGAAGUGCCUCUCUGUCUGCAACUGUUUACAAGAUGGAGGGAUGCACCGACGCAGACCCAGGAGCAAAUUUACUCUCCGUUAAAGCGAUGGUUUUAAAGAACUUUCCAAUUGCGGACACUAUCAAACUGCACCAGGCCUGACGGAGACGCUUCACAAACACUACAGUGUAUAAAGACGUGAAAGCAGGGUGGAUUUGUACAUGCUAUGGACCGAGAAAUUAAAUACGGGGAGGAGAGGAAUGGAGUUUGUCCCCUGAAACUCUGACCUGUCAAACAGAUGGACGUUUGUUAGCCAGCAAAUGGACUUGUUCCUUCUGUACAGAAAAAAAAAAAAAAGAAAGAAAGAGAAUCUUCGAGGAGAGCAACGCCGGCAGGAUCAUUUCUCUUUUUCUCAUCACUUCUUGAGGGAAUGAGGAAGCAGCUCGUGGCAGGGCUGUUAUUACUAAAGACACACUUGUUUUUGUGGAUGUGUGUGCGUGGACCCAGACAUGGUGGAUACAGGGUGGGGGCGUGUUGGAGUGUUUCCUGUGUGACUUCUUCUUGUUCUUCGCACAAUCUCGGAGGAGAAUUUGAGGGCAUUUCCCAGUGUCUUCUCCCCCCCACCCCACCCCACCCCGAAUCUACAGACUCACAGCUCUACUGCAUUCCCACCCGUUACUUCUUUUUACAGACCGUUUCUUUCCGUCUGAGGACGCUCGUGCCUCUUAAGGACGCAGGCAGUAUUUUACUCUCUGUUUUAAGGGCAUUCGCGGUGAUCUGUGUUUAGGAGAAUCUGUUCACGUGGCGAUCGGGAGGCGACGAUCGAAGCCAAUUGAUUCGCGGAGAGCAGGAUCCAUGCAUUUGAAUGUUCAAGCAUCAAGGUUAGUUAACUCAGGCGAACCUUUACUGAGAUAAAACAGCUUAUUUUUAUGACAUUUUAUUCGUAUAGUUUAAAAGAAAAGACAUUUUUGCCCAUUUUAAUGAACAAACAAUCCCAAAUAUUUGUGCCUUUUUUAAGCCAACAUGAGUUUUUUCCAGUUAGCCCCAGCAAAACGUAUCAGACUACCACCAUGCCUUCUGCUUUUGUAAAAGAGAUACAGAAUAAGUAAAUCUACACAUAUAUAUUUUAUUCAAAUAUAUAUUGAAUUCAAAUAUUAUAUUUCAAUAUGGUCAUUUGAUACAAAUCAGGAAGAUCCUACUAUUUUUAAUGGUAAAGAUGUGUAUAUAUUCUAAUGGGCAUGUUAUUAUCAGUAUAAUUCAGCCUUUGCCUUCUCACCCUUGCCUUCUCUUGACCGUUGAGCCGCAGUGACAAAAGGCCACCGGUGUCAGAGUUUAUAUUUAUAUUGUAAAAAAUUAAACCGUUAUUGUGUAUUCAGGGGAUGGAGGGUGUGACCGGACAAAUUUACCUACUUAGUGUUAACAUCCGUGGAGCGGCGGUGGCGGCGGGGCAGACUGGGCGGGGCUUAACGCAUCAGAAUAGAGGAAUAGAGCAGUCAGUGCCAGUCACAAUUAAAUGAAUUUACUUUGUAAAAAAGUUAAAAAAAAAAAAAAAAAAAAAAAAGAACAGAUGUGAAGUAUUUGCAGCCACUGUUUGACCAGUUCGGC